AUGAGCCUGCUUCACUGUAUCAGCGGAGUUGUUCAUCAAUCCAAUAUGGCGUCAAAGAGCGCGCUCGCCCCAAAACUUUACAAGAGGUUUUUGCAAGUUUGCGAGCAAUGGCCGGUUGACCAAAAUCGUCUAGGAAGAGAUCUUGGAGAACACCUCAACAGAAACCUUGUACCACGUAUAAAAAAUGCUCAAAUUGACCCAAAAGAGGCCGAGAAGAUGCUCGACAGUCUUAUAAAGAUAAGUUCAAAUUACUACCGAAACAAGUACCCCCGUAAAAAAGAAACGGCCUUCACUGGAGAUAACUUACAGACUUGUAAAGAAGCAGCUUCAUUUUAUUUAUCGUCAGGUAAAUAAAAAUUAACCAUACUGUACAUGCUAAUUCUCACUUCAUGCCUUAGGUGUGAGUCUCACAUGGUCUGGUGGAGAACUUCAAUUUCACAUCUGCUCGUGCCAGAAUCUUGCACCUGGCUUGAAGAUUUGAGCUAUAACAACCUUAAAUAACACACUUUUAAAUUAUAUAAAUUCGGACAAGGGAAGAAAAGAAAAGUCUGAAUGUAUUUAAACGACAAAUUAUACACUUCCCCCAAUUUUUGGAACUUCCAAGGGAAAAGUCUGGCGACCAUGUUAUGUUUGACAAAACACCCUGAACCUGGGACUGGAAGACGUUAGAAGCAACAAGUAACCAAAAAGAGUACAAAGAUUCUGAGUUUGCCUCAUCCUCG
Orbicella faveolata is the source of this 722-nucleotide messenger RNA. RefSeq names its product ubiquinol-cytochrome c reductase complex assembly factor 2-like. Gene Ontology annotation, biological process: mitochondrial respiratory chain complex III assembly. NCBI's taxonomy places the organism in Eukaryota, Metazoa, Cnidaria, Anthozoa, Scleractinia, Merulinidae. Gene Ontology annotation, cellular component: mitochondrial matrix. The record is from RefSeq and is a predicted model, not a curated record.